AUGUCCGCCGUUGCCGUCGCCAUCGAGGAUCGCGCAUGGCUGCUCCGACUGAGAUGCCACAUGCUGGUGCCCCUCUUUGGCGCGGACGACGAUCAGGCUGCGGGGGUCGACUCACAGAUGUCGGCGGACUCCGUGGAGAUCACGGGCGAGAUCAUGGUCCAGCAGGGUGGGGUUUGGCGAGUGGCCACCGACGCAGAGAGGGAACAGAUCCAGGGAAGGGACGAGCUCGACAAGGACAUGGAAGAACAACAGGCGAGGGAAGAUGAGGAAAGGUGGAGGGAGUUCCAGGAGCAUAGGAAGAGCCAGGCGGCACAAGCGUGGGACAGACAAGCUCUCCAGGAAGCGAUGCAAAUGGAUCCCCCAGGCAAACGAAUGAGGCUGCACUUUAGGCUCCGUGACCGUGAUGGACACCUGGUUGCUGAGGGUAGCUCGGAUGUCGCGGUGGAAACUGUGGAUGGGCUGAGAGACACGGAGGAACCCAAUGUAGGGACGGCCGAGUUCGACCAGCUCGUGGUGGAUUCGUCGCAGCAGUUGCCGGAGGCUACCUCUGAACCUGCGCCACCGCAAUUGGAGGGGCACGAAAACUCCGUGGUGGCAGCAUACUUGGCGAUGUAUUUGGAUGGUAGCCUCCCUGACGAAACCAUAGAAGAUCGCUGUGGGCUGGCGGCUCUACAGAUCUUCAGAGCCAGGCGCUUUGCUGAUCGUCGACUGGUUGAUGAUCCUACGGCAUGGCAUGUCUACCGAAAGUGGGCAAAGGGCGAAGUGACGGAUGAGGACAUCACGCAGGAGCACGGGCUGGACUUCCUCGUCGCCUUGCGCAACGAGCUUGAGCUUCAGGGUGGUACCACGCCGGAAGGGCAACAUGCUGCUGAUGAACAUGAUGGUGGCCUAGGCGAAGAGGUGGACAACAACUUGGCCGCGGCGGUGCUGGACAGUGCAGAUCGAAGCGCAUCUCGACUCUUCGACUCCAGAGAGGGCCCCGUGGAGACUGUUGGAAACUCGUCUGAUGGCCUGGUGGUAGCUCCUGUGGCUGUGGCUUCCACUGAUGCUGGCGUUGACACCGCCAUUGACACUGUAGAGCAGAGUGCUGCUGUUGGCAAUGUUCCUCCUCCGGGGAGUUCGAUGGUCCUUGGCUUCCUGGGAGAGCUGAGUGAUGUCUCUGGCGUGCCUGGUGGCGGCGAGUUGCACAACGUGACGGGCAUCCAUGGUGGCGGCAGCACUGAGCACAAGU
Messenger RNA from Symbiodinium pilosum, 1231 nucleotides. Lineage: Eukaryota; Dinophyceae; Suessiales; Symbiodiniaceae. The record is from the annotation of a GenBank genome assembly.